Molecule: messenger RNA, 237 nt
Organism: Babjeviella inositovora NRRL Y-12698
Lineage: Eukaryota; Fungi; Ascomycota; Pichiomycetes; Serinales
Gene: DPM2
Product: Dpm2p
Exons: 1
Biological process (GO): GPI anchor biosynthetic process
Cellular component (GO): endoplasmic reticulum membrane; dolichol-phosphate-mannose synthase complex
Molecular function (GO): enzyme regulator activity
Source: RefSeq, a predicted model, not a curated record
GAUUCUCUCGUCGGCCUUGCCAUGCUCGGUGCUGCCACUUUCGUCUUUGCCUACUACACAACCUGGACCUUUAUCUUGCCGUUUGUCAGUGAGACCCACUUCUUGAACCUGUUCUUCCUCCCACGUGAAUGGGCGAUCAGAAUCCCAGUCUUCCUUUUGUUGGUGGCGACCUUGGGGGUCGGUACCUUUAUCGGUAAGACCGUCAUCAAGAGUGCCCAAAAGGAGAAGGCCAAGAAG